AUGCUGGCGUCUAUUCUCGCAGCUCUUAGGGAACCUACCCCGGGUCCCCAGCAGCGCCCCGUGCGCUAUGCUGGCGAAGAUACCACCCCGACCACCAAGCGGGAGAUCCUAGGCUGGUACUCGUACGGAAUCGCAGCUGAGGUUUUUGCGGUCUGCGGCGUGGGGUCCUUUCUUCCGCUCACCCUCGAACAGCUCGCUCGAGAGCAUGGGACGCUACAAACAAGCCAUCUGCCCUGCUGGGGCCCUCGAGCACCAGCCAAUGGCACCCAAUCGGCAGGCGAGCAGUGUAUGGUUGGGGUUAUGGGUCUUCAGAUCAGCACGGCCAGUUUCGCCAUGUAUACCUUCUCGCUGGCGGUGUUGAUCCAGGCGCUGACGCUGAUCUCGUUUAGCGCAUUAGCGGACUACGAAAAUAACCGCAAGAACUUACUACUGGCCUUUGGUUUUAUCGGGUCCGCCACUAGCAUGCUGUUCUUGUUGAUCGCCCCAUCGCUGUUCUUACUCGGAUCGAUCCUGGUUGUCAUCGGUGUAACUUGCUUGGGCUCCUCGUUUGUGGUGUUGAACUCUUUCCUACCAGUUCUUGUCGCGAACCAUCCAUCAAUUCAGAAUGUACCAGGGCGUAAUAACGAGGAAUUGUCGGAUCUCAGCCGACAUGGAGAUCCAAACUGGAACCCUGUGAACGAUGAUGACAGCGUGGAUGGCAUAGAGUCCGAAGGCCUACAGCCUGGGUAUACAGAAGAUGGCAUCAAGUCGAAGAAGAUGAAAUCAUCUUCUCCCGAGCUUCAGCUAUCCAAUCAGAUUUCAUCCAAGGGCAUCGGUCUGGGCUACUCGGCUGCAGUGUUUGUGCAGAUCCUGAGUAUCUUGCUCUUGGUGACACUAAACAAAACGUCACUUGCCAAAACGUCCGGGACUCUUCCCAUGCGGUUUGUGCUGCUUCUGGUCGGCAUAUGGUGGUGCCUCUUUACAUUCGUAGCUCGCCGUUGGCUGCGGACGCGGCCAGGUCCCCCGCUCGAGACUUCCUCUGCGCCAGGGCGUUCUCGUUGGAGGGUAUGGCUCGGGUUAGUAGGCUUUGCGUGGAAAUCGCUGUGGCAAACCAUGAAAAUUGCGGUCAAACUUCGCGAAGUUCUGGUUUUCCUAAUUGCUUGGUUCCUGUUGUCAGACGCCAUGGCAACCGUCUCUGCCACUGCCAUCCUUUUUGCCCGGACCGAAUUGAAAAUGAGCACCACGGCGGUUGGUCUGCUGUCAAUCACGGCGACUUUGUCCGGCAUGACCGGGGCAUUUCUCUGGCCGCAUGUUGCCCGUUAUUUCAAAUUGCAGUCCAAUCACACCAUCAUUCUGUGCAUUGCCCUGUUUGAAAUCAUCCCUCUAUACGGCAUGCUCGCCUACAUCCCCUUCAUCAAGAACUGGGGGGUACUGGGGCUUCAACAGCCAUGGGAAAUCUUUCCCCUGGCGAUCGUGCAUGGCGUUGUCUCGGGUGGACUCGCUUCUUAUUGUCGCUCCUUUUUCGGUCUUCUCAUCCCCCCCGGCAGCGAGGCGGCCUUUUAUGCACUGUAUGCCGCAACGGAUAAAGGGAGUUCCUUUAUUGGGCCUGCCGUUGUAGGCAUGUUGAUUGACGCGACGGGGUCGAUUCGCUCGGGCUUUUUCUUCAUCGCCGUGAUCAUCGUGCUGCCAAUUCCAUUGAUGUGGAUGGUGAAUGCCGAGAAGGGUCGACACGAAGGUCUUGCCAUGGCCGAUCGCCUGGGCAAAUCUCACGCGGGCCCUCCGGAGGAUGUGCGGGAAGCAGAGGGACUAUUGGCUCACGAGGAGUAG
Penicillium chermesinum is the source of this 1806-nucleotide messenger RNA. RefSeq lists its product as uncharacterized. The transcript is spliced from 4 exons. Gene Ontology annotation, biological process: amino acid transmembrane export from vacuole. Lineage: Eukaryota; Fungi; Ascomycota; Eurotiomycetes; Eurotiales; Aspergillaceae. The record is from RefSeq and is a predicted model, not a curated record. The coding region runs from base 1 to 1806 and encodes 601 amino acids.